Messenger RNA from Calidris pugnax (ruff), 441 nucleotides. Its product is annotated as sarcoplasmic/endoplasmic reticulum calcium ATPase 1-like. The transcript has 3 exons. The record is from RefSeq and is a predicted model, not a curated record. Gene Ontology annotation, biological process: intracellular calcium ion homeostasis; calcium ion transmembrane transport. Lineage: Eukaryota; Metazoa; Chordata; Aves; Charadriiformes; Scolopacidae. The annotation marks the transcript as partial. Gene Ontology annotation, molecular function: P-type calcium transporter activity.
AUGGUGUCUCUCGACGUCUUUAUGGUGUCUCUGGACGUCCUUAUGGUGUCCCCUGGUGUCCCCGGUGUCCCCCCGUGUCCCCGGGGUGUCCCCAACUGGUGUCCCCUCCCCCGCCGGUGGCAGGAGCGCAACGCGGAGAACGCCAUCGAGGCGCUGAAGGAGUACGAGCCCGAGAUGGGGAAGGUCUAUCGCGCCGACCGAAAGGCCGUGCAGCGCAUCAAGGCCCGGGACCUCGUCCCCGGGGACAUCGCCGAGGUGGCCGUGGGUGACAAGGUCCCGGCCGACAUCCGCAUCCUCUCCAUCAAGUCCACGACGCUGCGGGUGGAUCAGUCCAUCCUUACUGGGGAGUCGGUGUCCGUCAUCAAGCACACGGAGCCCGUCCCCGACCCUCGCGCCGUCAACCAGGACAAGAAGAACAUGCUCUUCUCCGUGAGCACCAUC